GGGAGGGCCCCUUAUUGUGUCCAGAGAAAAUGACCAUGGAGCGGUUACUUCUCAAAUCAGAGUCAGAGGAGAGUGAAGUGAAUAGAUUCCAAUUUUCAGGGAGAAAGCUAGAGAGACAAGGAACCACCCAGUGGGCUUGGCAGGGGCAGUUUUUUAAAUAAACUCCUCUAGCCAGAAAUCAUCCUCAUAUAGGCAGCAGGGUGUGUCUCUCUGGGAGGGGACCAAAGACCCUGACCCGGGGACAUUGUGAUGACUGAGCAGAGAUAAAAAGAGGAGGAGACUGAGCAGCUGUACCUCUAGAGCCAUUUGAGGCUGCUGCAGAGGCUGGUGACCUCGGGCUGGAGAGCACAGUGGAGAGCGUUAGGCUUCUCCUGGGACUAUCUCCAAGGUCCAAGAUCAACCACAACUUCUCGGGUUACCUGACAGCAGGGCAGGGCCAGGGCCAGGGCCAGGGCCCCAGCAGAGGAGAAAGAGCUUUUACCUAGCCAAGCUGAAGAAGAAAGAGGUCAUCAUGGACUACUAGAUCAUGGCAGCAGCAACCGCCUGGAUCCUGGCACACUAAAAGAUUUCCAGCAACUUAAAGCAUUCAUCUGUGUGGGAUUUUGUAUAAAUCUUGGAAGACUGCAAUAAAGUGGCAAUGUCUCGGGAACCUAGCCCACCUCUCCCUGGAGAUAUGUCUACUGGUCCUAUAGCAGAAAGCUGGUGUUAUACACAGGUUAAAGUAGUGAAAUUUUCCUACAUGUGGACCAUCAAUAACUUCAGUUUUUGUCGAGAGGAGAUGGGUGAAGUGUUAAAAAGUUCAACAUUCUCAUCCAGCCCCAGUGACAAAAUGAAAUGGUGCCUGAGGGUAAAUCCAAAGGGAUUAGAUGAUGAAAGUAAAGACUACUUGUCCUUAUAUUUGCUUUUAGUCAGCUGUCCAAAAAGUGAAGUUCGAGCAAAAUUCAAAUUUUCCCUUCUAAACGCUAAAAGGGAAGAAACAAAAGCAAUGGAAAGCCAAAGAGCAUAUCGAUUUGUACAAGGGAAAGACUGGGGUUUUAAAAAAUUCAUUCGAAGGGAUUUUUUACUUGAUGAAGCUAAUGGUCUUUUACCAGAUGACAAGCUUACAUUAUUUUGUGAGGUGAGUGUGGUCCAAGAUUCAGUAAAUAUAUCAGGACAUACUAAUACAAAUACUUUGAAGGUGCCUGAAUGUCGAUUAGCAGAAGACUUAGGUAAUCUCUGGGAAAACACAAGAUUUACAGAUUGCAGUUUUUUUGUGAGAGGACAAGAAUUUAAAGCUCAUAAAUCUGUACUUGCAGCUCGAUCCCCAGUUUUUAAUGCAAUGUUUGAACAUGAAAUGGAAGAAAGCAAAAAGAAUCGAGUGGAAAUAAAUGAUGUAGACCCUGAGGUUUUUAAAGAAAUGAUGAGAUUCAUUUACACAGGGAAAGCACCAAACCUUGACAAAAUGGCUGACAACUUGUUGGCAGCUGCAGACAAAUAUGCACUGGAACGGCUGAAGGUCAUGUGUGAAGAAGCUUUGUGUAGUAACCUCUCAGUAGAAAAUGUUGCUGAUACCCUUGUCCUUGCAGAUUUGCACAGUGCAGAACAGUUGAAAGCACAAGCCAUAGACUUUAUUAAUAGCCAAGCAGCGGACAUAAUGGAAACAUCAGGGUGGAAGUCCAUGAUUCAGUCUCACCCUCAUUUAGUAGCAGAAGCCUUCCGAGCACUAGCGUCUGCACAGUGUCCACAGUUUGGCAUUCCACGCAAACGGCUAAAACAGUCCUGAAAUCUUCCAUGAACUGUAGAAAAAUGGAAUUGACUUUUACUCCUCCAGGUCCAGAAGGAUUCUAAUACACAAACCAUAAACAAGAGUUGUUUCUGUUGUCUUGUCCACAGAACAGAAGCUGAAAAAGCAUAUUGCUUGCAUUUCAGGUGGAUAAUUUAUGGUUUAUUCUUCAGCUUUAAAUUAGACUGAUUAUACUCUAAUUCACUUCAAGGCCUUAAAUUAUCUUCAGUGACUUCUCUUGUUCAUAUACUUUAAUUUUUUAUUGUGCCUUGUCACUUUGACUAAGGCUAUGCAGGAUUGCACUAGCUCCAUAAUGCAGUAAUAUUGAUAACUGAAGAUAUUAAGUUUCAAAAGGAUCUUCCAUUAGUUUGAGAAAAGCAUAAUGAAUAUUAUAGGUUUGUCCUAUGCUGUCUCAAAGUUUAAAACUAGGUUCUUCUUAAAAGCACUUGUAUUGGAGAUUACUAAUAAUGUCUCCAGUCUAAGUUCUAUAAAUAUAGGAGAACCUGCUUACCUUUAAGGUAAGUUACGGCAAUACACUGCUUCAAUUCUAAUUUAUUUUUCAUUUCUGGGGCAAAUAUGCAAUGAGUUGGCCCAAAUUUUUAGUAAAAUUUGUGAUGUCUGUCUGUGUGUUGACUGUCCAACAAACUAAGAGAAGCAUAACAAACCUUUGCUUGUGUGUUUUUUUUUUGGGGGGGGGGGGGUGGUUUUUGUUUUUUUUUUUUUUUUUGUGGGUUUAUUCAGGUUUACAAUGAUUGAGAACUGAUUGAGGUUAAGAUUUCAAUAAAAAGAAAGCAUGUUUUGUGCGGAACUAACUUUUUUUUUUAAUUUAUAGUGACCUACAUUUAUAUGAAGAAUUCUGUCCAUGUUGAAAAUAAGGAUGACCAAAUGUAAAAUUAAUGAGUGGGCCAAUUAAGAAAUAUAUGCACUUUUAAUGUGUAUCUUUUGUAUGCUAAAUGGUACAUAUAUUUUUUUUUUGUUUUUGAGGGUAUUAAUAGGGUAUAAUUAAUUGUGUCUUAACUUUUGAAAGAAUUUUUUAAGAUCGAUGGAGGCAGUUGGGAUGUUUGUGAUAAUAAGAAAGAUAUUCUUGAUUAUAGUUAAUUGGUUUGAAUUUCAGAUAUUUAUCAUUGAAUUUAUUCCUGUCUUAUCACACUUUGGAGAAGGCGAUUUGAACAAUAAACAAAUCCUUAUCACACUUUGGAGAAGGCGAUUUGAACAAUAAACAAAUAAACAAAAAUAAACUCUCCUUCUGAAAACAGUGAACUGAUAUUAUUUGCAGACUAAAGGAGAGAGAGCCCUUAGAAAUAUGUUAGGCCACACUCUGAACCUUUUCUUUCCCCCCUAAGCUUUCUCCUUUCUGUUUCAGUUACUGUACUAACAUUGUGGAUGAUAUUGAAAUUCUGCAUAAUGUGAACAGGAUAAACUAUUUAUAAACUGCUUUUCAUGGGCCAGUUCUUUAUUAUAAAUGAAUUUAGCUUUAAACACAUACACAUAUUCAGUGUUUAGAUAGCUCUGUUCGCAGUGGAGGUCUGUUCUGGUGCAUUGUCCCAGAGAAAUAGGAAUGAUCAGUGGCAAGUCACUGCAUCUGAUUUCCUGUAAUAGUGACAAUAUGCUUCUUAGGCAAAGUUUAUACUUGACCAUAAGGGAAAAGGUGUCACUGGAAAAAAAAAAAAACGCAUAUUCUUAUAUAUUCACAUAUAUACUUUAUUCUCCAAAUUAAAAUUUGUAUGAUGUGUUUAUUUAAUUUUUGAAUUUAGGACAAAAAAAAUGAAGCCCGGGGUUUUAAAAUAGAUUUUAUUUUUGUUAUCUCUUUAUUAGGUAUUCACUGAAGCAGUCUUACUAUAUAAAGAGUGAUUCAUAUUUACAUUAAACAUAGACUGUCAAAUAAGUGUUAUCCACAACAAACUGUAGUUUGAAAAGAUAUUUUCAGAUAUCUUCAUUUCUUUCUGUGUAGUUUAAUUGGAAUCUUUCUUGUGUUAAAUCUGAAGAAAAAUCUCUUGGGAUGGAAGGAUUCUUACAUAUUAUUGGACUCCACCUUGUGUAAGAAUAUUGGAGGCAGCAGAAACUUACUUCCUUAACCAGAUUGAGUCCAUUAAAUUUACAAUGUACAAAUUUAAUAUGCACACAUACAUAUACAAGUUAAGAUUUUGAUAUUUUGCCACAGUCUUAAAAUUCCUCAGGCUAUAGAACCUUGUUUUAAUACAUCAAAAGUACUGGUGUAUCAGUUUAUAUCAAAUGCACACAGGCACAUUGUGAAUUAAUUCACUGCUUGCAUCUACAUUUCUAACCAUAGUGACUUCAGUAAUACCCAUAUAAUGAACACUGCGGCUUGCUCCUACCUACUUACUUUAGUGUUUAUUGCAAAUCUUAAGGGUUUUAUUAUAAAGUUGUUUUUUGUUUUAAGUUUGGUAGCACAUUUUGUACCAAAAACGUCAAACACUGUGCUGUGAGAAUAUCCACGUUUGUAGAAAUGUCCACUUUUUAGAUAAUAUAAUGCCUAUCAUUAUACUAACAGAAUCAUAUCAUAGUUGAUUUAUUUUUUCUUUUUAUUUAUUAAGGUUUGUUUUUGUUUUGUUUUUUGUUGGUAUUGUGGGUUCUUGAGGCAAUGAAAAAAACUUAAUGUAUUCUGAUGUGAGUGCUCUAAUAGACUUUUUUAUUUUUUCAUUUUGAAACCACACACAUUGUUUUCUGUAGGCACAGACUCUGUCCUGAGCAGUUUUGCCUUUUGUCAGCCUGCUCUUGUUUACCUUUUAUCACCUAAACAGAGCUUUCCUUAGAAAAGUAGUGAUUCGUUUUAAAUGUUACAUGUUAUCAAAGUAACCAUUGGAGAACUGUUCAUCAGCUUGAGAUACAGAAACACUAUAUUUGUGCCUUUUUCAUUUUUAAAUUUUAACAUAUAUUGGUAUUUAGAGCACAAAUAUGAAGGUGCCAUAAUGUUAUGGCUUGCCAUUGUUACCUCCUUGAAUACUCGUGUGUCAUUGUCUUGAUUGAAAUAGUAAUUGGAGAACCAUGCAUGUAUUAUGUCAUUUGUGUGUGUGUGUGUGUGUGUGUGCGCACGUACUUGUGUUUGCUUGGACUUGUGUGUGGUAUGUUCAGAAGAGUGAAUUUCUGAAAAUAGGACUCAGUUAAAUGUUGAGAAUUCAGGUUAGUUGAAAUAUUUCAUUAAAUGUGCUUUAUUUUGGGGUACAAUUGGUUGACAGGAAAUUAUAAUUUUCAAAUGUGACCAUUUAUUGCAUGAUGAAAUGUGAAAACAGUGCCUUUUUAGGACAUCAGUUUUAAAGUUAAGUUUUAAAAUAUUUGCAAAGACCUCUUAAAAACUUGUCAUGAACAUUAUUAGCUUAUUUUUAAACUAGACCUAAGUUAGAAUUUAAAUUGCCAAAUAAUUACUGAUUUAUUUACCCAUGUAAGUUUUGUGCAUAAAUGUAAAACUAAGUAAAAUUCUUUAUAAAAAUGUGGAUCGUAUUUGCUACCCCGUGGACACUAGAGACUUUAGUAAAUUAUUUUAUUAAAAUCCAACUCAGCAAGCUUUCCUCAUAACAAGGUGUUUGAAAGGUGAAUUAUUCUGACUCAGACAUUCUUGCUCUUUGAUGGAUAAAAUAAAAAUAUUCAGUGUAUUCUUGCAAAAGGAGGUGGGGGGUUUUACUGUUUUCAGAUUAUAAAGACUGCACUUUCAGCACAUGAGUAUUUUGCAAACCUCUUUUAUACAGAUUAUAAGCUCUACUUUAUUUAAGUGUUCAUGGAAUGAUGUCAAUUUUAGGUCUAGUUGAACAAAUAUUGAGUGCCUACCAUAUGGAAGACUUCCUCUUCACUAGGAAUAAAAUCACCACACCGUGUCUUCUGUUUGCAGUAUGUGGAUUUUAUGUUUGAAAAGGAAUUCUUAUAUUUAAAUCUUUCUGUUUGUUAGAGUUUAUCGUUGUAUACUGUAACCUAGUUAAUUUCACAUCCAGUUUUUUAGAAUGAAGAUAUAACUUAAGUGAGUCCCAUUUUUGAAAAUAAAAUUCUGCUAAAAUUAUUUAGAAAUUAAUUUUGGGGGAACUUGAUUUUCAAGAUUCAAAUGUGUAAAGACUUAUAUUGAACUUUUCAGCCUCAUUUUUAAUCAGCUGAUGUUAAUGAUGAGAUACAUACUUUUUGUAUCUUGUUGCUGAAAAUAUUUUUUGCAUUUCAGCACAUUGAGUUAAAAUAAAGUUGUUACUACUUAUUCAGAA
Molecule: messenger RNA, 5964 nt
Organism: Canis lupus familiaris (dog)
Lineage: Eukaryota; Metazoa; Chordata; Mammalia; Carnivora; Canidae
Gene: SPOPL
Product: speckle type BTB/POZ protein like
Exons: 10
Coding region: 638-1762 (374 amino acids)
Biological process (GO): regulation of proteolysis; proteasome-mediated ubiquitin-dependent protein catabolic process
Cellular component (GO): nucleus; cytoplasm
Molecular function (GO): ubiquitin protein ligase binding
Source: RefSeq, a predicted model, not a curated record